AUGGUGGUCACGCCUGGCCGAGUGCGCAUGACCUUAACGCAGAAGUUUGCAGUGUGCGAACAUUAUGCUCAAAACAAGCACCUGUCCUUGAGUGCAUUGGCGAUGUGGGCCCACGAAACGCUCAAACUUCCCAAGGCACCCGCGAAGUCGACCAUGCGGUUGAUCCUGGGAAGCCCACCCACAGCAUGUCUUGUCCAUGAGCGCCCGCGAAGCAAAACAAUUCAGCCAGUCACGUCCCCCGAACUUGAGCAAAAACUGCUCCAAUGGAUUCGCUUUUGCGAGAGUUCAAGCUUGACCAUAGUAACUCAGCACACAAUCCGAUACAAAGCAGAACGAAUUCGCAACGUUAUGCUGCCACAAGUCGACUCGCAAGCUACGGCCGCCAAACGCCUCAGGUUACCAAAUUCUUACGUCGGCGCGCGUUGA
Molecule: messenger RNA, 426 nt
Organism: Aphanomyces invadans
Lineage: Eukaryota; Oomycota; Saprolegniomycetes; Saprolegniales; Verrucalvaceae
Exons: 1
Coding region: 1-426 (141 amino acids)
Source: RefSeq, a predicted model, not a curated record